AUGGGAAGCCAAAGUCAAUCCCAAGGAACCACAGCGGAAGCAGGCGUUGAAUCAAGCUUGGUGGAAUUCAACAUCCCUGACGUUUCACCGACAGAACUCAAGGCGAUCAUUUGGAAGCGAGUGAAGAAGCAUUUGACGAGCAUGUCCUAUCAGUGGCAAGAGAGUGGUAGCGAGUACUGCACGUACGAUUCGUCAACAUCAAACUUCUCCGGGACGAGCGACGUGGACGAUUAG
Aphanomyces invadans is the source of this 234-nucleotide messenger RNA. RefSeq lists its product as hypothetical. The transcript is spliced from 2 exons. The record is from RefSeq and is a predicted model, not a curated record. NCBI's taxonomy places the organism in Eukaryota, Oomycota, Saprolegniomycetes, Saprolegniales, Verrucalvaceae. Bases 1 to 234 code for a protein of 77 amino acids.